This is a messenger RNA of Pseudozyma flocculosa PF-1, 2124 nucleotides long. RefSeq lists its product as uncharacterized. The coding region runs from base 1 to 2124 and encodes 707 amino acids. Gene Ontology annotation, molecular function: ferric-chelate reductase activity. The transcript has 4 exons. The record is from RefSeq and is a predicted model, not a curated record. Lineage: Eukaryota; Fungi; Basidiomycota; Ustilaginomycetes; Ustilaginales; Ustilaginaceae. Gene Ontology annotation, biological process: copper ion import; iron ion transport; intracellular iron ion homeostasis. Gene Ontology annotation, cellular component: plasma membrane.
AUGGUCUCGUUCGAAAUGGCAUCGACCAGCAACGGGGCGCGGCUAGUGCCCAGGCACAAGGAGGUCCCCGGCUGCGUAUGGAAGCCAGGCAUGGUCGGCCCCGGCUGCCGACCCCCCGCCGCGCUGCGCAACGCCGCCAUGGAGGGCAAGGAUUCCUACUACGAUAUGGGCCGCUAUGCCGACACCACCACCUGGGUCCUCUUGGCGCUCAUCGCCAUCGCCAUCCUGCCCGGCCUCCUGCACCGGCUGCGGAUACGGCGUCCGACGCUCGCACGGCGCAUCGUGCGCCUGCCCCUGUACUCGCACAUCGCCGCCCUCUGCCGCUGGAUCGGCUACUACCACCCACGCUCCCCGCCGCCCGGCAACCGCCGCCCGCUCGUCUACCGCCUCCUCCGCGUCGACCGCCUCCCCGCCCUCGGUGCGACGCUCGUCCUGCUGGCCUUUUCCACGGGCCUCGUCGUCUGGUGCAUGGCUGUCAAGCCCUACUACCGUCCGGCCGAGGUGUGGGGUUCCACGCCGCUCGGCGUCCGCUCCGGCAUGAUCGCCCAGGGCAUCAUGCCCUUCAUGUUUAUCCUCGCCAUGAAGCUCAACCCCAUCACCUGGCUUACCGCCAUCAGCCACGAGCGCCUCCAGCUCUACCACCAGUGGCUCGCCCGCCUCGUCCUCCUCUUCUCCCUCAUCCACACGUUUGCCUUUCUCUGGCAGCCGCUGCACGACGGCGGCGCGGCCAACCUCAAGGCGUGGUUCAACUAUGAUAGGGUCUGGUGGACGGGCUCGGUGUGCAUCGCCCUCCUCGUCUGGAUCGUGGCCUCGUCGGUCGGCGCCUUCCGCAGCUUCUCGUACGAAUUUUUUGUCGUGCAGCACAUCCUCUCGGUCGUCGUCUUCCUUGGCUUCCUGUUCGCGCACACACGCGACCUGCUGCAGACAUGGCGCUGGCUCUGGCCCAUCGUGGCCGUGUGGGGCUUCUCGACACUGUGGCGCUGGAGCAACGCGAUGCGGCAGAGCUCGUUUGGCAGGACGAGGGCCAUGGUCGAGGUCGAGAUCGACGACGGCCACGAGGACGAGGAUGGAAAGGCCAGGACGACCGACGACGGCGCCAUCGUCCGCGUCGCGCUCAACGCGCCCGCCGCCUGGACGCCCGCUCAGCACUUCUUCAUCCGCUUCCCGACCCUCGGCGCCUCGCAGGCGCACCCCUUUACGAUUCUCUCGCUCGCCUCGCCGGACCCGCAGAAGGAGUCGCAGCUCGUCUUUGUUGCGCGCGUCCACCGCGGCCUCACGCGGCAUCUCUACCGGCACGUCAAGCUGACGGGGAGGCGCACCGACGGCGCCAGCACCGGCACAUCUCUUCGGUCCAACACAGUCGCCGCGAGCAAGACGGAGAAGCGCCACUACGACGAGUCCAAGAGCGCGCUCCUCGUCGAUCGCGGGGCCGACUCGGAGAUUGAGCUGUGCCAGCUGCCGUACUCGGACGAGGACGCGGCGUGCUGCACGCUGCGCACCGUCAGCCUCACGCUGCCCGCCGUCAUCGACGGGCCGUAUGGCAGCGGGUGCAGCAUGGCGUCGUACGACGCCGUCCUGCUCAUUGCCGGCGGCGUGGGCAUCACUUUUUGCCUCUCGAUCCUCAUGGACCUCGCCGUCCGCUCGGCCGCGCCCCGCUCGGCAGGAGGCAUCGUGACGAAAAAGGUGGCGCUGGUGUGGAGCAUCCCUUCGCUGUCCCUGAUACCCUGGUUCACGCCGUACCUCCUCUCGUCGCUCACGACGCUGCGAUCAAACGGGAUCGACGUCGAGCUGCGUCUGCACCUCUCGCGACCGUCAGCCGGGACGGACACGUGCAUACCCGACGAGUGGGGCACGCAUCCGGGACGCCCCGACAUUCCCGCCCUGAUCGCCCGCUUCGCCGACCGCUCCAGCCUCGUCGACGACGCUGAGGCCAGCAGGCAUGACGGCGACGACGGCGAGGGCGAGGGCGAGGGCGUCGAGACGAUGAGCGUGUGCGUGUGCGGACCCGGCGGCAUGGCGGCCGAUACGGCGCACUGCGUCUCGGCGCUCCAGCGUUCGCACGUCCUGAGUGCAGCGUCCGGGCUGAGAGAAGUGUACCUGCACAACGAAUCGUUCCACUGGUAG